This is a messenger RNA of Hemiscyllium ocellatum (epaulette shark), 2139 nucleotides long. RefSeq names its product la-related protein 6-like. NCBI's taxonomy places the organism in Eukaryota, Metazoa, Chordata, Chondrichthyes, Orectolobiformes, Hemiscylliidae. The record is from RefSeq and is a predicted model, not a curated record. Gene Ontology annotation, cellular component: ribonucleoprotein complex; sperm principal piece; nucleus. Bases 1 to 2139 code for a protein of 712 amino acids. Gene Ontology annotation, biological process: RNA processing; flagellated sperm motility; sperm capacitation. The transcript is spliced from 9 exons. Gene Ontology annotation, molecular function: RNA binding.
AUGCCUGUGGCAUCACCUUUAGAUGUCUGCAGAAGAGUGACUGCAUGUAGUAAAGAAAUACUUGAUCCAUCAGUUCUUCAGAAUAACUUCACGUAUGUUAUUAAAAAGGAUUUUUAUGAUCCAGAUAAGUUAUUUCGACCAAAUUCAGCAAAAGAAGAUUUAAUUGUGAAAUAUGAUUAUGCUUCAUUAGGAUGCCCUUUGGUGGCACAUUAUGCAGCUCUUUGGAAACCAGAGCUCCAACUAUGGUAUAACAAUAAUUAUGUAGAGGACAUUAAAGUGAAAUAUGUGAUGUUUGAAGUGAAUGGGAUACAUGAUUAUAACUAUAAACUCCAUUUGAGUGAUGUUAACUGCAAAUCAGAAGCACAAAACUGGACAAAUAUGUUAAAGAAACAAGCUCAUCCUGAUCCUCACACAGCUUGGAAUUAUAAGAAUUUUCAAAGUUGUCAGAACUCAGGUCCACCAUCAACUACAAGUAAAUCUACUGAAUAUCAGAUAAUGGGUGGAUGCUUUCCAAACCAUAUCCAUUUUGCAAAGCGCAAUGGAUUUUACGUUUUCAAAGCAAUUGUAGUGCAGCCCACAUUUAGUUUCUGUGAACUUACGACCACAUUUAGUAUAUAUGUGUAUGGAGCGUAUCCAGAAAUUACUUAUUCAUCAGAGCUGUUGCUUGGUGUUUUCAUUUUGCUUGUUGCUAUGUCAUCUUCGGACUCUCCACCUUCUUGGUUAGGAUCUCCUAGUUGUAGUUCCCCAGUGCAAAUAGUAAGAGGAGGAAUAUUCCACUCGCAUUUUCCAAAGAGGAUCAGUUGUGAGGAUGCUGGCGAGUUGCAAUGCAACAGUGACCAACAUAAUUCUUGUGAUCUGUGUGAGACCAAUGAUUGCUUAGAGUGUAACGAAUGGAUUCCUCCCAACUCUGACACAAUACAAAAAAUAAUUACUCAAGUUGAAUUUUAUCUAUCUGAUGAAAACCUAGCAGUGGAUAGUUUUCUACUUAAACACAUGAAGAGGAAUAAAACGGGCUACAUUAGUAUUAAACUUCUCACUUCAUUCAAAAAGGUGAAAUGCUUGACUAAAGACUGGAAGGCAACAGCUUAUGCACUGAAUUAUUCCAAAUUACUAGAAAUCAAUCCCGAAGGGACAAAGAUUCGCCGAAAAAUUCCAGUACCAGAUUUCCUCCUCUCAGUGCCACCAAGUAAACGUAUAUUGGCAUGGAAUCUUAAUAAGUACUUUCCAGAGAAGAAUAAUGAAAUGUGGGGCCGUAUAAAUAUCAUGGAAACAGCAAUGAAAAUCUUUGCUAUUUAUGGUCCAAUCAGUUCAAUCCGCAUUUUGCAACCAGGUAAGGAAAUUCCUGCUGAGCUGAAAAAGUAUAGGUUGAAGUAUCCAGAAGUUGGAACCAAAGUUUGUGUUUUGAUUGAAUAUGAAUGUUAUGAAGGUGCUAAAAAUGCUUAUGAUGAACUUGGCAAAAAACACUGUCAUGAUGAUGAAAAUCUAAAAGUUGUGAUAUUGACAGGCAAAGGUACUAAAAAAAUAAGUUGCAUUGAUACAGAUGAAUCUGAGGAUUUAAAGAAAUCAACUCUUAAAAAGCCUUCAAGAGGGCCCACAAAGAUGGAGCAGAUGCAAUAUACUCUGGAAGAGUCUGUUUAUAGUUCUUCAGAAUCUGAUGGUGCUAAUUCACCUGCUUCUAUCCAAAGAUACCUGCAGCAUAAAACAUGUGGUGUCUGUAAUUGUGUUAGUCAAAUGUCAAGUCCAAGCUCUGUUCCAUGUAUCCAGUCAUGUAUUGACCAUCAUUGUGGUCCAUGCACUCACUGCAAAAGCCUAGUUUAUCACCAUCCAUCACCCAAAACAGAUUUUUUUGGACCAGGAUCUUGGCCCAGCCCAGGUACAAGUCCAGAAUUUAACAAGAAGUUUCAUGACCAUUGGUCAGAUAAUGUAAAAUGUUCUGGAAGUCCCUGGGUACAAAGGCGUAAGCUAGCUGCCAGUCAGGCUGCUCCUGUAGAAAUUAACCAAAUGUGUAAGCAGUCAGUAAGGAAGCAUCAAAGUGGUUCAAGCCUACCUCCCGGAUUAGUCAGACUUCCUUUUGGCCCAGAUGGCACUAAAGGUUUUCAUAAUAGCAUUGGAAGAGGGAAAAUAGUUCUAAGGCACUAA